This is a messenger RNA of Leishmania major strain Friedlin, 5361 nucleotides long. RefSeq lists its product as hypothetical. The record is from RefSeq and is a predicted model, not a curated record. Bases 1 to 5361 code for a protein of 1786 amino acids. Lineage: Eukaryota; Euglenozoa; Kinetoplastea; Trypanosomatida; Trypanosomatidae. The transcript has a single exon. Gene Ontology annotation, biological process: protein phosphorylation. Gene Ontology annotation, molecular function: ATP binding; protein kinase activity.
AUGCCGCCGCAGAUCCCCACCACACGUGCGGACAGCCGAGGAAUGUCACCUCGCACGCCGCGUGGGGCUCACAGUACGGAGGCUGCGCGACCGUCAGCGCGCUCGCACCUCAAAAACGCCAGCGUCGCCAAUCCACUGCUCCCUCUCCACUCGCUCCAUCCCGUCGUCCGCCCGUCCAACCGCAAUGGGACACCGAGGUCCGUCACGGUUCCCACUGAGACACCGAUCGAGUUCGAGGUGGCGGCCGACACGAUGACAGACACGCCCAGCUUCUGCACUGACGACAGCAUCUCUUUUCAGUUUGACCGCACCUCAGCUGCGACACGGCAGCGCACCGCCGACAAUGGCAACGCCCACCGGAAGCGCCGUCCGCAGAUUCCUUCCCCCUCCGCCCUCGACGACGGCCCUACGCCACUCACGGUGGACGAGCGCGGUCAGCUGAUGCCUGCGCCCCGGGACAGGGUUCGGCAGACGACGACAGCAGACGGUCGCAAGGCAUGGAUGCUGUACAGCCCCCGUCGCGGCGAUGCCGCCGCUACACUUGCGCAGGAGAUUCCGGCUCCGCCGCGGAAGCUGUCGCGGCGGGCGCAGGACAUUCUCGCUGCAAAGCGACGCGCUUUAGAGGAUGGCGCCAAAAAGCGCCACGCCGACAGCGAGAAGCGCCGCGCUGAGCCGGAGAGGCGGCUCGGCAUCUCGCGAGGCACGCACAGGAGCUUCGUAUUCCAUCCCGCUGCCUUCUACUCUGACGACUUGGCCCGCCAGCACGGGGAGGAGGCGGCACGGAUGCAGGACAAUCGGUGGGCCGCGUACGUAUAUGACGGCAUGGCGGUGUGCACGGAGACACGCCGCGCCAGUGGCACCGCGACCAGCCGCUGGGAGACGGAGAAGGUGGUGCGUACGCUGCAGCCGGUGCAGGUGGCGCCGGCGGAGGGCACCACUGGCACGUGCGGGUGUGCUGUCUACGACUCGAUGCAUACGGAUGAUGACCUGCGUCGCUUGAUCGACAGCAGCGGCGCCCGUGAAGACGGCGUCCGCCACUACUUGAACCUGCAGCCCAUGCAGUUGGCGAACGUGGAGACGCAGCAGAUGGUGGACCCGCCGCUGGAGUCGGUAGGCCGCGGGUCUGUGUCGCCGUCGGAGGCGCAGAGCGCGGUCGAGGCGCGCCACAAGAGCGUCUCGGAACAGCGUGGCGUCGCGACGCUUGGUGGCCUGUGGUGCACGGUGGAGGCUCUGCGAGAAGACGGCCGCCCUGCUGUGCGCAAGGACAUGAGUGCACCACGGCGUAUCUUGCGCAUCUGCGGCGGGCAGGCGCUCAGCGUAUCACCGCACACUGGCAGCGGUAAAUCGUUUGACGUGCGCUGCUACGAGCUGCUGCUCUUUCCGCAAGAGUUGCUUAGCCCAUCAGCGGUCAACUACGGAUGGGAGGGGCUCACGCUUGGCCAAGUCGUCGCAUCGCCAGCGUCCUCCUUCCCGCUGACACCGCGCAUCAUCGAUGACCCGGUGACUCUGAAGGAGUACAAGAAGCGUUUGCUGGCGACGAAGAGCCGCCAGGUUUCGAUUGUGAACUGCGAGGACGACCGCGCCACGUUUGCGGUGGCGUCAGCGGCGUCUGGCGCCGGCGGCAAGGUGGAAGGUGGCGCAGUACAGUACCUCACUCUCACCACGGCGACCAUCAGCUCUCGGCAGAAGUACACGAUCGAUCUGACACUCGUCCUGCUACCCUUCCGCACCAGCGGCAUCUUUGCCGGCAAGACCGUGGCGGAGGUGCCGCGGUUUUGUGCGCCGACUGUGAUGUCGCACCGCCGCCUGCAUGGUCUCUCCCUGUCCUUCUCCACCAAAUCAGCCUUCAUGUCGGCCUACAAGGCACUGCUGUGGGCUACGGAGUGCGACAUUGUGGAUAUAAAGCCCGCGGACAGCGAGGAAGGUGCCGUGUCCAUCGCUGGAUACUCGAAACUUCGCGUCUGCGCUACGACGUCGCCGAUGGUGCCGUGGGUGGCGUCACUCGGCAGGGGCACACCCGGGCAGCCGAAGGAGGACACCUUCCACGGCAACUGCCUGGAUUUCGCGGCGCUCACACUGGCGGCGCCGCCCGGCGCCGUUCAAAGGGCUGAAGCCGACGGCCGCGACCCGCUCACGCUGGAGGAUUUUGUGAUCACCGAUGACGCACCGAACGCCGACGGAGCGGGCGACGGCACUCAAAGUGGGCAGAGCGGCACGCCAACGCGACAACGGCGCCGCAGCACCAUCUUCACAAGCACCUUCGCCCCGCCCAAGGGCGCCGACGCUGAGGGGAGUAGCACCCUUCACAACACCGACACGGUCGUCGGCCUCACCGCCUUCGGCGUGAUUCGGCGGGCGGUGAGUCAGAAGACAUCCGAGGUGUUCGAUGUGUGGGUGAUACCGCGCAACCGCGGCCGCAUGGCACCUACGACCUGCGACGACACUGUGGCGACGGCGGCCGGUGGGCAAACUGCCAAGGCGCAAGAGGAGCACCUUCUGCAGCAGGACGCAGAGGCGGCUAUCAUGAUCGAAUACGUCACUCGCCUGCCUUUCCACUCCCGUGUGUACGGCGUGCUGGUAGACGACCAGUGCUACUACAUCUUCCAGGAGCCGUGGAUCUCGGCGCUGUCGCUCGAGGAGUCUUUGAAAGGCUUCGCCGAGCAUGACGCACUGGAGUCCAACGAAGUGCUCAGCAAGAUGACGCGGGCAACGACCAUUAUGUCGCUCAAGGACUUUAUUCACGCCAUUCUGCGCCCUGGCGAGUGCGGGUCGGGGGCCAGCGAGGAAGUGCAGCUGGAGAUUGCUCGAGUGCUCGCUGCCCAGCUACUUCUUCUCGUGACGUCGCUGCAUGGCAAGGGGAUGCUGCUAGGCCCGUGCCCACCGCAGCGCCUGCUCGUCCGCGUCGAGGAUCCCACCAAAGGCAUCCAUCAGGCCGAGGAGGAGAGUGGCGUGGACACGCCAAGGAAGAAGACGACUCCGCCACCGAGCGUGACAUCGAGUAACAUUCAGCUCUUUGUGCCCGACAUCGGCGUCAACACCCUUGCCUGGAGCUACGAGCGCCAGCAGUGUGGUGUGCUUGAGUACCUGUCGCCCAUGUACGUGCUAGAGCAGAUGCUUUCGGACUCCUUCGGCAAGAAGGAGCGGCCAUGGACGAUGCGCGAUGACUGGUGGACAUACCUCGCUCUCUGCUUCGAGCUAUUCGCCGGGGAUGGCAGCGCGCUCGUGGCUCCUGAAACGACUGCAGUUAUUCCCACUCCGACACCGACGCUUACCAAGUUCUUCUCUCCGGUAGACAUUCUCGAUGUGUGGCAGAAGGUGAUCACAGACUCGGCCUCUGGCCUGGCGAGCACGGCAGCGGAAACGAUCGGGAUGCGCACGCGCCGCUACGUGCACCAGCGCGUGCUCAAGUCUGUAAGCCGCUCCCUGGACAGCUGGGUGGUCACCAAGGCAGAGCAACUGCAGUACUUCGGCACUACCGCCCCCCGCCAGGCGCGUCGCGUCGUGCGCGCCGUGCCGCCGCCGCCUGACGCGCAGGGCAAGGCGAUUGGCGUCUCGCUUGCUGCCAUGUACCUGAAGUGUGCCCAAGAGGUCAGCGACACCUCCAGCAUCGCUUUCCAGACUGAGGGCGAGGAGGCCAGCGACGCGUCCGUGGAGAACAUCCUGGCGGACAUGCCGUGGCUCUUUCAGGUGCGCGACUUUUUCGACACCAUCCUCGACGCCGUCUUUUCCCCAACGCUGUGCAGCGUGCACGGGCCGGCGCUGCGACUGGUGUCACACCCCUUCUUCCAUGGUGUGCAUCUGGCGACGAUUUUUGACGGGUCACACGUGUAUUCCGAAGCCGUCGCGGACUACGCGGAGAAGUACCUGAGCAAGAGCAAAGUUCAGGCGGCACUGCUGACCUAUCGGAGACGUGCGUACCGUGGGCUGCUGCGGCCGCGGAGAGACAUGCCUCUCAUGAUCACCAGCUCUGCGUACAACACCUCCGGCAGGGCGAACUCUGUUGCCCCGCUGCUUCUGCUGCCCACGCCGAGUUUCGACGAUGAGCACACAGUGCGCGAGAAUGACAACUCCACGGCAUGGCACGAGUCGGAGGCCAGCCCGACAGAGGGGCUGGUCAUGAGCCGCACGAGUUCCAUGGUGCACUCCGCCAUUCCUUCGCCGCGGUCGCAGUCGUCCGCCGCCAGGAUGUGGGGCCAGCAACGAUUGAGGGCGAUGUACAACCCGGCAGAGUGGCAGUCCCUUGCGGCGCUGGAGACGGAGGUGCGAAGCGUUCUGAACGCCCACGGCCCUGGCGAGUCUGUCUGCCGCCACCGCGGCUCUGCUGAUGCCGACCACGCAUCCGACCCGGUAACCAUUAGCAACCGGCCCAUGCAACCGGUGCAGUGCUACAGCGGUCCGGCGCAGACCGAGACCAUCUCCGUGGCGUCGUCCGGCCGUCGCCGCGACCCUCGCGAGUACGAGCACGUCGUAGACUCGAGGGCGGCACGCAUGACUGCGGAGCCGCCACAACGCUACGCUCAUGGCAGUGGAAGCACCAGCGUCCUUGACGAUGCGACAGUGACGACGUCGGAGACGGUCUUCGUCCAAACAAACACAGCCCCGUUCGUGCAGCCAUUGCAAACAGGGGCGUUGUGCAACAGCCACCCCGUAACGCGGCGAGAGAGCCAGCGCGGCGCCGCGCCUUUGGUGGCUGUAGGGCCGUUGGAGAGUGUCCGAAAAGAGGCCACGCCCGCCCGUCGGCCGCACCGCUACGCUGACUCCAAUGAGUUUGAGCGCAGCCUCAACGACAUGGCGCGGAGUCACCCUCACAGGCACCGCAGCAGAGCUGAGGCUGCUUCAUCGUACCACGGCAACGGCAGGCUCGCGAAGGGCUACGGCCCCGGUUUCUCUCAGCUGGAAAUACCAUCUUCGAAGCGCGGCUCACGCCCCGCGUCGCGCCACAGCAACCGCGUGCACCAGGAGGAGUACGAUAGCCAGCGGUCGUGGCCCCACCAGUUCUUGGAUGCUGCGACAGUGCAGAAGAAGGGCCAACCCUGCCGACUCUCUGACCCGCAAAACCCUGCUAUGUACCGCACGACGAUUGACCAGCAGACUCAGCGCUCCGUGCACCGCCACGGUCCUCAUAGUCACCACGGCGGCAGCAUCGUAGACGCUGCCUCAGGCUUGAACGCUUGUCAGGAGAGCAGCAGCGACGAGUCGUACAUGUUGGUGCAGUCCGACGGCGAGGCACACACGGAAAGGGCACCGAUGCCCAACUACCAGUCGAAUAAUCUGAACCGCAAGAGCCCUGCCCCCCGUAACCCCCGCGCCUCGCGAGCCGAGGUGAUCGCCUCUGACCGAGCAUCCUACUUUGAGUUCUAG